Solanum lycopersicum (tomato) is the source of this 707-nucleotide messenger RNA. Its product is annotated as glycine rich protein. The record is from RefSeq and is marked validated. Lineage: Eukaryota; Viridiplantae; Streptophyta; Magnoliopsida; Solanales; Solanaceae.
CUAAUUACUACUAACAUUUAUACAAUGGCAACCAAUAUGAUUCUCCUAAUUGUUGCUUCUACACUUGUUUUAUCCACAAAUGCAAUUAGGAGCCUUGAUUCCAUGAAAUCUCAAUCAGAUGAACACAUGAAGUUUGUACGUCAUCCAAUUUUACCACCAUUUUUGGGUGGUCACGGGCUUGGUAGGCCCGCAUUUGGUGUAGGGCCGGUUAUUGGAUUCGGUCCUUUUGGAGGAAUUGUGGGGGGAGUCGGUCCAAACAACGGUGGCGGAUUGGGUUUCGGAACAGGAACUGGAACUGAUAAUGGAAGUGGAUUAGGUUUUGGAACUGAAAUUGGGAGUGGAUCAAAUUUCGGGUCUAGCAAUGGAGGAGGAGGUUUCGGGUCAGGAAAUGUCGGUGGAGGUUUUGGUUUUAACGGUGAUAGCAAUGGAGGUGAUGGUUCAUUUGCUAGUGGCCAAGCUAAAGCAUCACUUGGAAAUCAGAAACCUUGAAUUCAUCAUCAUAUGAUAUAUUACUAGUAUUUACUAGAUUUCACACAAAUAAAACUAACUUCGCAUAUUGCGCUAGUUACUAAUUAUUUAGGAGAAUUACUCAUCUUCCUUUCAAAUAUAUAUAUGUUAUGGUUUGAUUUGGCAUAUUCUUAUAUUAUGAGUCAAAUUUGUAGUUUGGCUGAUUAUGCAAGUUUUAAUAACACGUAUGUGUUUCUUAA